Molecule: messenger RNA, 1530 nt
Organism: Triticum turgidum subsp. durum (durum wheat)
Lineage: Eukaryota; Viridiplantae; Streptophyta; Magnoliopsida; Poales; Poaceae
Source: the annotation of a GenBank genome assembly
AUGGGCGACGGCCGCGGCGGAGGGUCAAACCGCCCCGCGUGGCUGCAGCAGUACGAGCUGGUGGGUAAGAUCGGCGAGGGCACCUACGGCCUCGUUUUCCUCGCGCGCCUCAAGCCAACGCAUCCCCAGGCUGCUGGCCGCCGCGGCUCCCCCAUCGCCAUCAAGAAGUUCAAGCAAUCCAAGGAGGGCGAUGGCGUCUCGCCUACCGCCAUCAGAGAGAUCAUGCUCCUGCGCGAGAUCAACCACGAAAAUGUCGUCAAGCUCGUCAACGUCCACAUCAACCACGCCGACAUGUCCCUCUAUCUCGCCUUCGAUUACGCCGAGCAUGACCUCUAUGAGGUUAUUCGGCAUCACAGAGAGAAGCUUAACCUCUCCAUUAACCAAUACACAGUUAAAUCCUUGCUCUGGCAACUGCUCAAUGGCCUCAACUAUCUCCAUAGUAACUGGAUUAUCCAUCGAGACCUCAAGCCUUCUAAUAUACUGGUCAUGGGAGAAGGAGAAGAACAUGGAAUUAUAAAGAUUGCUGAUUUUGGGCUGGCUAGGAUAUAUCAAGCUCCACUAAAACCACUAAGUGACAAUGGGGUGAGUAGCUCUAUCUACAUUCCUAUUUCUAGUAAUAUGAGGGAACCAAAGGAUGGUACUUUGGUAAUGGAAUGUAGUCAUUCACUCAUUCCGCCAAGUUACCACUGGUAUUCUCAGGUUGUUGUAACUAUCUGGUAUCGUGCACCUGAGCUGUUACUUGGAGCUAAACACUACACAAGUGCUGUUGACAUGUGGGCAGUUGGUUGCAUUUUUGCCGAAUUGCUUACACUGAAACCACUGUUCCAAGGUGUUGAAGCAAAAGCUACUCCAAACCCUUUUCAACUCGAUCAACUGGACAAGAUUUUUAAGGUCUUAGGUCAUCCUACGGUCGAGAAGUGGCCUACCCUUGCAAAUCUUCCAUGCUGGCAAAAUGACCAGCAACACAUUCAGGGGCAUAAGUAUGAGAACACAGGUCUUCAUACUAUUGUUCACUUGCCGCAGAAGGGUCCUGCAUUUGACCUUCUCUCGAGAAUGCUUGAGUAUGACCCUCGAAAGCGUAUUACAGCUGCACAAGCUUUGGAGCAUGAGUACUUCCGGAUGGACCCGCUACCUGGACGAAAUGCACUUGUACCAUCUCAGCCAGGCGAGAAAAUUGUGACAUAUCCUGUUCGUCCAGUAGAUACCUCAACAGAUUUUGAAGGAACAACAAGCCUUCAACCAACUCAACCGCCAUCGGGAAAUGGACCUCCAGGAGGCCAGCCUGUACCAAGACAAAUCCCAAGGCAAAUGCAACAGCCUAUGGGUGGUAUGCAAAGAAUGCCUCCUGGUGCAAACAUGGGUGCCUUUGGCGCAGCACCCCAAGCAGGCAUGGUUGGGAUGAAUCCCGGUAACAUUCCAAUGCAGAGAGGCGCAGGUGGCCAGUCUCAUCCACACCAGUUGAGAAGGAAGGCUGAUCAAGGGAUGGGGAUGCAGAACCCUGGGUACCCUCAGCAGAAGAGGCGCUUCUGA